Phyllotreta striolata is the source of this 4839-nucleotide messenger RNA. The record is from the annotation of a GenBank genome assembly. NCBI's taxonomy places the organism in Eukaryota, Metazoa, Arthropoda, Insecta, Coleoptera, Chrysomelidae.
AUGAAUGAAAACUGUUGGUUGUCGUGCAUUGUUUUAUUAUUAUCGGCGCGAUUUUGCGAGUUUAAUGAAACUUUUGCGGUGGGUGGUAAAGCGUCUAGGUGUUAUGAUGAGUUUAAUAGACCGCAGAGGUGUAUCCCUGAAUUCGAAAACGCCGCUUUCGAUAUUCUGAUAGAAUCGUCUAAUACCUGCGGCGACGAUGAGCCCAGUGAGUAUUGCUCGCAAACUGGAGCAGGAGUUGGCGGUGCAGGAAGACUUUGCGAGAUGUGCUACACCAACGAGCAUCAUUCGCGGUACAUGACGGAUUUCCAUAGUCAAGAUUACCCGACAUGGUGGCAAUCGAAGACUAUGUUUGAGGGAGUGCAGUACCCGAAUCAAGUGAAUUUGACGCUUAAAUUCGGCAAAGCUUUCGAUAUUACCUACAUACGCAUUUGGUUUUGGUCACCGAGACCGGAAAGUUUCCACAUUUCAAAGAAAACUUCGCAUGAUGGACCUUGGAUACCUUAUCAAUAUUACAGUUCUACUUGUAGAGAUACUUACGGCCUGCCUGAAUCCACUCAUACGUUACGAGGCGAUGAAACAAGAGCCCUUUGCACUUCAGAAUACUCCGACAUCUCGCCGCUCAAGGGCGGAAACGUCGCCUUCGGUACUCUGGAGGGCCGGCCCUCGGCUUAUAAUUUUGAUGAAAGUUCGGAAUUACAGGAAUGGGUAACAGCUACAGAAAUAAUGAUCACCUUAGACCGCCUGAACACGUUCGGAGACGAGGUGUUCGGGGAUCAGAAGGUCCUGAAAUCCUAUUUCUACGCCAUCGCCGACGUCGCCGUGGGUGCCAGAUGUAAAUGCAACGGACACGCUUCGGAAUGCUCGGCUGGCUCCCCCGGAUCGGCGCGGGCCUGCAAAUGCGAGCACAACACGGACGGGCCGGACUGCGAGCGAUGCUUGCCCUUCUACAACGACGCCCCCUGGGGAAGGGCCGGCGUCAAGAGCGCUCACGAAUGCAAAGAAUGCAACUGUAAUGGUUUUUCUAACAGAUGCUACUUCGAUCAGUCGCUGUACGAACAAACCGGCCACGGGGGUCACUGUUUGGACUGUUCGGCUAACAGGGAUGGCCCGAAUUGCGAAAGUUGCCGGGAAAACUACUUCAUGCGAGCGGACGGCUACUGUUUUCCCUGCGAUUGCGAUCGCACCGGAUCCAGACACCUGCAAUGCAGCGCCGAUGGAAAAUGCGAAUGCAAACCGGGAGUGACCGGCGAUAAAUGCGACAAGUGCCAAGCGAAUUUCUACGAAUUUUCCUCGUUCGGGUGCAAAAACUGCGGCUGUCACACGGCCGGCUCGAUUCAAAACCGGCCCUCUUGCGAUCCGUUUACUGGAAAUUGCUACUGCAAAGAAAACGUAGAAGGUAAACGUUGUCGAGAAUGCAAGCCCGGAUACUUCAACCUCCAAGAAAACAACCCCUUCGGUUGCACCCCGUGUUUCUGUUACGGGCAUUCGUCGAGUUGUAAAUCCGCGCCCGGUUACUCUAAAUAUUCGAUAGAAUCCUCUUUUACUAGAAGCGAUGAGCGGUGGUCGUCUGAGGACGUGUUCGGGAAUCCCGCGACCGUAAAUUACGAUCCCGUUGCUCAAAGUAUAAGCGUCCGAAGCGAAGGCGAGGAAAUCGUGUAUUUCGUAGCGCCGGGUAGAUUUCAGGGCGAUCAGCGGGCGUCUUACGGUCAAUUAUUGGAGUUUGUUUUGAGAUUGGAAGAUAACAGACCCGCUCCUUCGCCGACCGAUAUUAUAGUCGAGGGAAACGGUGCAUCGAUUACUAAUACGAUAUUCUCGCAGGAGAAUAAACUGCCAUCCACAGAGAGUCAAAAAUUCAGCUUCCGUUUGCACGAACACCCUGAUUACGGUUGGCAACCGAGACUCUCCUCCACGAAUUUCAUUUCUAUAUUAACGAAUGUAACGGCAAUAAAGAUCAAAGGCACGUACUCGCCUUUCGGAAGCAGCUAUCUCGAUGAGGUGAAAUUGGAAACGGCGCUGAGAGGAAUAGCUGGAGAACCGUCGCACUGGAUCGAAUCCUGCGAGUGUCCUUCAGGUUACGUCGGUCAAUUUUGCGAAUCCUGCGCUCCCGGUUUCCGGCACUCACUUGCUUUCAAUGAUCCUUUUCUACCGUGCAUACCAUGCGAUUGCAACAAUCACGCCACCAUUUGUGACUCUGAUACGGGAAAGUGCAUCUGCCAGCAUAACACAGAAGGGGAAAAUUGCCAGUACUGUGCGAAAGGUUACUACGGAAACGCUUUAAAAGGAACCGCAAACGAUUGUCUACCAUGUAGAUGUCCCAACGGCGGUCCGUGCAUGCAAAUCGACGAAGAAACCAUCACAUGCACCGAUUGUCCCGCAGGAUACACAGGACACCGCUGCGAGUUUUGCUCAGACGGCUACUUCGGCGAUCCCAGCGGCCUAUUAGGCACCCCGAUUCCUUGUCGACAGUGCGAUUGCAACAGAAACAUCGAUCCCAACGCCAUCGGAAACUGCAACACCACCACCGGCGAAUGCUUGAAGUGCAUCUUCAACACCGCCGGUCCUAAAUGCGAGCAUUGCUUAUCAGGAUUCUACGGGAACGCGCUGGCGCUGCCGAAAGGCGAUUGCAGGCGCUGCGAGUGCAAUUCCCUCGGCACCGAAAAAGACAUCGACGGCGAGGAGAAAUGCGACCGGGCCCUGGGGGUUUGCGAGUGCAAAAUUCACGUGGUCGGAUCGAAUUGCGAUAGAUGCGAGGACGGUUAUUUCGAUUUGAGCGGAGACGGGGGCUGUCGGAGCUGCGAUUGCGACACGGUGGGAGCUUGGAAUCGAACGUGCGACGUCUCGACUGGACAGUGCUUUUGCAGACCCGGUGUUGAAGGAUUGAGGUGCGAUCGCUGCGAAUCGAGGAAAUACGGAUUCUCUUUGGAUGGAUGCAAAGAAUGCAAUUGCGAUCCGGACGGAUCGCAGACUUUGCAGUGCGAUAACUCCGGGCGGUGUCCUUGUUACGAGAAUGUUGAAGGUGAAAGAUGCGAUAGGUGCAAGGAUAAUAAAUAUGACAGAAGGAAAGGAUGCGUCGAUUGUCCGGAUUGUUAUAAAUUAGUGGAAAUCGAGAUGAACAACCACAAUUCUAAAUUGGACGUUUUGAAAAAUGUUUUCGAAGAAAUCGAAAACGCACCUACUGUAAUUUCUGAUGAGGAAUUCUCUGCGAAUUUGCACCAAACACAAAAAGAGAUUACUUAUUUAUACACCAACGCAUCAUUGACUAUGGGAAAUAAAGGAAUUCUUGGUAAAAUAAAAUCUAUUAAAGAAGCAUCUACUAAAAUCGAACGGAAUUUAAACAACAUAAACGAAAAUAUCUACAACAUUAAUACAAAUAAUAUACUAGCAACAACCAGCAUACAACACGCCGAUGAAUUAUUAGACGAAAUUAAAGAGAAACAACAAGAAAUCAAUAACGACGUAUUAAACGAAGCGAUUAAAUCUUUAAACAACGCUCAAACCAGAGCGGACCUAGCAGGAGAACAUUCAGAAAAAAUGACAAAAAUAUCGCACGAAGCAAGAGAUAUUGCUAACAAUUUAGAAACCCAAUCCAGCCACAUCGUUAAUAUCAGCAAACAAGCAAAACUCCACUCAACAGAAGCUUACAAUACAGCGAGAAAUUCCGUCGCAGAGCAAACGAAAUUGAUCGUACUGAUAAAAAAACUACAAAACGACAUCAAGGAAACGUCCAAGCAACUGCAUUCGACCAACGAAUGGAUGAGGCACGUCAAACAAAAAACCGAAAUCAUAAAGAAAAACGCCCUAACGCUUUUCACCGAAGCCGAAAAUCUAAACAUCCCCAAAACCGACAUCCUCGAAUAUAAGCAAAAAUCCGCCGAACUACAACAAAAAGCCAUUCUACUCCGCGAAAAAUCCAACAAUUUGUUCGAAGAAAGCAAACAUCUCAAAGAAAACGUAUUCAAACAACUCCAAUACGGAAACGAAUUAACGCAAAAAGCGGCAAACCAAUACGACGAACUAAUGGAUUACAGAAACGAUUUAACCCUAUACGAAAGUCAAGCUAACGGAGUGGUUAAGCUUUGGAAUGAAAUUUGGAACAACGCUGAAAGUAACUACCAAUUAUUAAGAGAAUUCGAUUCGCAAACGAAAAAGCGGAAGAAAGAAGCCGACGCAGCUCUUCAAACCGUCACCGACAUACGAACUCGAAUCGACGAAAGCGCCGACAAAGUGCUGGAAUAUCGCGAGCAUUUGGACCAAGCUUCAGUGAACGCCGAGCUUGCGCUGCGAAAAGCUCAACAGGCCAACGCUUUGGCCAACAACGCCUCGAUUAAAGCCGAUAAUAUUAAGCACGAGUCAGAGCUGUUGUACAAAAACUCCACAGCGUUGGUGGAAGAAGCCGGUUUGAUGUUCGACAGAGUGCAGAACACCGACGGGGAACUAAAAAGUUUAGUAGAAAACACGAAGAGUAAUACAAGCUUGGUGAACGAAGCUAAAGAAAAGGUCGGAAGAGCUGAAAGAGACACCGAAGAAGUAUCCAAUAAGGUCCACAAGCUUCUUUACGAUAUAGAAAAUAUAGUGUAUGAGCUGGAACACUCGCCAACCAUAGACGAAUCUGAUGUGGAUCGAUUAGAAGAACAAAUCAAAAUAACCGAAGAAAAAAUCCAUCGGGCCAAGCUCGACGAGCGGUUGCAGGAACUGAUAGACGAGAGGAAACUCCAGGAAGAUUUGAUAGACAAAUACAGGAAGCAAAUAGCGAUAAUGCAGGGAGAAGUGGACAACAUCGAACAAAUCGUCGAUAGGCUUCCCAGUGGUUGUUACAGAAGACUGGAAUUAGAACCGUAG